GUACGCCUUCACAUGGACUGAAGUAAAUUAUCGGCGGAGGUUGUUAACGAUGGGGCCCACACUUUACCAAUAAAAGGGACCUGAAAAUAAAUAAUCAGCACUAUAAUUUUUUUUUUCCUUCAUAUCAUUUUACCCUUUCACUCUGUUAAAUUUCCCUCAAAAUUCGAGUGGAUAAAACCGAAACUCUCUCUCUCACGCACAAAACACACACAGGCAGAAAAUCGGCGGCCGAGUUGAGCCGACCUGAGCUGAACAGCUGCUAAUCCGGCGGCGCUGGACGAUGUCGUUUUGAGCGCUUUAACUGUAAAGCCGCGCCAUGAGCUUGAGUUUCGACUCAGACUCUUCCGUUUCUUCGCCGGACGCCGUGGAGUGGAGGUUUCCCAAGCGUUUGGCGAUAAGCUCCCCGGAGAAAUUGAUCUUAUUACGGCGCUUGAGUUCGAUAAGAAUGGAGAUCACCUGGCUGUGGGCGAUCGAGGAGGUCGCGUUGUCAUCUUUAAGCGGGAUGGUGGAAGUAGACGAGCUCACUUCACGUCAUGAGUUAGAGAAACUCGAUGGUGCUCUGCUAAAACAUCCUACGUAUCAGUACAAGACAGAGUUUCAGAGUCAUGAGCCCGAUGUACUUACUAAUUUUGAUUCUUUGAGGAGCAUUGAGAUUGAAGAAAAGAUCAAUAAAAUCAGGUGGUGUGCGUCGUCGAAUGGAUCGUUGUGUCUUCUUUCAACAAAUGAUAAGACUCUCAAGUUAUGGAGGGUCAAGGACCAUGAAGCUAAGCAAGUCACAGAAAUGGAAAUCGGUCAAUCUGUAUCAUCAGAUAAUUCACUGUUGGCCGAAAAGAGUUUUAUCAAUGGGCAAACGACGAAUGCUUCUAACAGCAAUUCUUUAGAAUUGACGGAAAACGUGUUGAAUGGCGUAUCAUAUAAUGGAGGGAAUAAAAAUAUAGCAUAUUUAGAGGAUGCUACUCGAGCAAGAUGUCGAAGGGUGUAUGCACAUGCUCAUGAUUUCAAUGUCAACUCUAUCUCAGUUAAUAGUGAUUGGGAGACAUUUCUUUCUAGAGAUGACCUAAGAAUAAAUUUGUGGAAUCUUGAAGUUAGCAACCAAUGUCUCAAGAUAAUUGACCUGAAGCCUACAAACAUGGAAGAUCUCAUAGAGGUGAUCACAGCAGCGGAAUUCCACCCAUUUCACUGUAAUUUGCUGGCUUACAGCACUUCAAGGGGUUUUGUUCGGCUUGUAGACAUGAGACAAUCAGCUCUAUGUGAUCAUAAUGCAAGGAUAUUUAAAGAGGAGGACUCCCAGCCGAAAUCAUUCUUGACUGCUAGUAAAACGAGUUUCNUAGCUAGGAUCAUCAUCGUUUGA
Messenger RNA from Striga asiatica, 1351 nucleotides. The record is from the annotation of a GenBank genome assembly. NCBI's taxonomy places the organism in Eukaryota, Viridiplantae, Streptophyta, Magnoliopsida, Lamiales, Orobanchaceae.